AUGCAGCGCCGGAGGAGGGAGUUCGUGCAGAACUUCCGUGUCUCACGGGAGUCCUUCGACUACAUCUGUGAUCAGACCCGGGGUCUUCUGGUGAAAAAGGACAUGAACUACCGCCUGUGUAUCCCUGUCCAGAAGCGGGUUGCUAUCGCCAUCUGGAAAAUGGCCACUGGCAGCGAAUAUCAGACCAUCAGCCAUCUUUUCGGGGUCGGACUGUGCACUGUGUAUAACUGUGUGCAGGAGUUUUGCGACGCAGUCAUCCGGGUGCUUCUGCCUCUGCACGUGAAGACCCCCGACGCCCCAAAGCUGCUGGAAAUGGCCACCUUCUUCAAAAAUCGCUGGCGAGCUCCCCAGUGUGUGGGUGCCAUUGAUGGCAGCCACAUCCCUAUAACAGCACCGAAGGAGUUCCCCAAGGACUUCUUCAACCGGAAGGGCUGGCAUUCGGUUGUGCUGCAGGCUGUAGUGGACGGAAAAGGACUUUUCUGGGAUGUGUGCGUUGGUUUCCCAGGAAGAAUGCACGACGCCAGAGUCCUCCGACUGUCCAGUCUGUGGGAGGUUUUGAGUGAUGGGCAGCUGCUGGGGCAGCAGAAAGCAAACAUCUCCGGUCGCCAGGUGGGCCAUAACAUCAUCGGUGACCCAGCAUACCCCAUGCUGGAGUGGCUCAUGAAGCCAUUUUCAGACACGGGUAGACUGACACCCGCACAGAGCAUGUAUAACUUUCGACUGAGCAGUGCACGCUCUGUGAUGGAGAUGGCGUUUGGGAGGCUGAAGGGGCGGUGGAGGUGGCUCCUGAAAAGAAAUGAAUGCAAGCUCGAGUUGGCGAAGCGGAUGGUGUUGGCGUGCUGUGUGCUCCACAACAUUUGUGAGGAGCACGGGGACAAUUUCGUGGAGGAGCACCUUGGUUCGUGGUCGGACCGCUGCAUGUAG
This is a messenger RNA of Salarias fasciatus (jewelled blenny), 924 nucleotides long. RefSeq names its product protein ANTAGONIST OF LIKE HETEROCHROMATIN PROTEIN 1. Bases 1 to 924 code for a protein of 307 amino acids. The transcript is spliced from 2 exons. The record is from RefSeq and is a predicted model, not a curated record. NCBI's taxonomy places the organism in Eukaryota, Metazoa, Chordata, Actinopteri, Blenniiformes, Blenniidae.